AUGAAGAGCGCUGGAAAUCCGACCCUUUGUCGAACAAAGUGGAGAAAAGUAGCCUAUGGGGGCAUGCAGCCAGGCUACGAUGAUAACUACACCGACGACUCCUUCCUGGAGGAGAUGGUCAUGAACGCCAAUGUCGUCAAGAGGGACUUCCUGAGGGUGAUGGUCGACUCUGUCUCCAUCUCCCAGUAUCUCUGCAUCGUCGCCCUUGUAGUUUCGACAUGGACACAUACGCUGAAUUUGGCCAUCGACGAAAUCACUCUCCUGAAAUUCGACAUUGGUCUGCUGCUUGUUGGGUUCUUGGUCCUCCUGCUCACCACCAGCCCAUUCUCGCUGAAUCUACUCUUGAAGUAUGUCCUCAACAUAUCAUUCUUCACCAGUGGCCUUUAUGUUCUGGCGCCAAUUUGCCAUACCCUUACCAGGUCCAUCAGUUCAGAUUCGAUCUGGGCACUUGCUGUGUUCCUUCUGCUGGUUCAUCUCUUCUUGCAUGACUACUCUGGCUCCACUAUAAGGCCUCCAGGUGCACUCAACAACCCAAAGCUGACCAGCAACAUCUCCUUGAACGCGUCGAUAGUGGCGUCUGUUCUUGUGGCGUCGCGUCUGCCAUCUUGGCUGCACGUCUUUGCAAUCAUGCUCUUCUCAUUGCAGGUCUUCCUGUUUGCGCCGCUGGUCACAUUUUGUAUCAAGAAGUACUCCUGUAGACUCCAUUUGAUGUUCUCCUUUGCUCUCAUGGUCAUGACCCUGGGCGUCACGUACCAGCUGCAUCGAAUGCUCUUCAUUUUGCUGCUGGCUCUCGUCGUUUUCAUCUCGCUUGUCUGCCCCUACUGGCUUAUCAGGAUUCAGGAGUACAAGUUUGAGAUCAAUGGCCCCUGGGAUGAAGCUAAACUCUGCUUUGAUAUAACUGAAUGA
This is a messenger RNA of Triticum turgidum subsp. durum (durum wheat), 906 nucleotides long. NCBI's taxonomy places the organism in Eukaryota, Viridiplantae, Streptophyta, Magnoliopsida, Poales, Poaceae. The record is from the annotation of a GenBank genome assembly.